This is a messenger RNA of Nematostella vectensis (starlet sea anemone), 2182 nucleotides long. RefSeq names its product actin-related protein 2. Gene Ontology annotation, molecular function: actin filament binding. The coding region runs from base 109 to 1293 and encodes 394 amino acids. The record is from RefSeq and is a predicted model, not a curated record. Gene Ontology annotation, biological process: Arp2/3 complex-mediated actin nucleation. The transcript is spliced from 10 exons. Lineage: Eukaryota; Metazoa; Cnidaria; Anthozoa; Actiniaria; Edwardsiidae. Gene Ontology annotation, cellular component: actin cortical patch; Arp2/3 protein complex.
GUCGUCAACCACAUGUCACGUGAUCUGCUCUCUGAGGCGGAGGAAGUAAGGAUUCCGCCAUCUUGAAAUUUGCUGGGUUGGUAGAUAUUUUAUCGGUCCUCAUCCACCAUGGACGCGAACGGUAAUUCUGUCAUCGUAUGUGACAAUGGAACAGGGUUCGUAAAGUGUGGAUAUGCCGGAUCUAACUUUCCAGCUCACAUAUUUCCGUCUAUGGUUGGACGGCCUAUUAUUCGUUCCUCUCAAAAAGUUGGAGACAUCGAAGUUAAGGAUCUUAUGGUUGGCGAUGAAGCAAGUCAGCUGAGAUACAUGUUAGAAGUGAAUUAUCCAAUGGAUAAUGGAAUUGUACGAAAUUGGGAUGACAUGAAGCACGUUUGGGAUUAUACUUUUGGGGAGAGCAAGAUGAAUAUUGACCCUAGGAAUACUAAGGUUCUGUUGACCGAACCACCGCUGAAUCCUAUGAAAAACAGGGAAAAGAUGAUCGAGGUGAUGUUUGAGAACUACCAGUUUGAAGGUGUCUAUAUCGCCAUCCAAGCUGUGUUGACCUUGUAUGCACAAGGUCUUUUGACAGGUGUAGUCAUUGACUCUGGGGAUGGUGUUACCCACAUCUGUCCUGUUUAUGAAGGCUUUGCCCUUCCACAUCUGACCAGGAGACUUGAUAUUGCUGGCCGUGAUAUCACAAAGUACCUCAUCAAGCUUAUGCUGCUCAGAGGCUAUGCAUUCAACCACACAGCCGACUUUGAGACGGUCAGAAUGAUGAAAGAGAAGCUGUGUUAUGUUGGGUAUAACAUUGAGCAAGAACAAAAGCUGGCUCUAGAAACCACUGUUCUAGUUGAACAGUACACGCUCCCUGACGGCAGAGUAGUAAAGCUCAGUGGUGAGAGGUUUGAGGCACCGGAAGCCCUGUUCCAGCCACACCUUAUCAAUGUAGAAGGUGUAGGAGUAGCAGAGCUGUUAUUCAACACUAUCCAAGCUGCAGAUAUAGACACCCGGUCUGAGUUCUACAAGCACAUCGUCCUGUCUGGCGGCAGCACUAUGUACCCUGGUCUACCAAGCAGGCUAGAGCGCGAGAUCAAACAGCUCUAUCUAGAGAGAGUGCUUAAGGGAGACACUUCCAAGCUAUCGAAAUUCAAAAUUCGAAUUGAGGACCCACCAAGAAGAAAGCACAUGGUGUUUAUGGGCGGAGCAGUGCUGGCAGACAUCAUGAAGGACAAAGACAGCUUCUGGAUGACAAGGAAAGAGUACGAAGAGAAGGGAGUCAGAUGUCUGGAGAAGCUAGGCAUACAAAAAAGCUAGGAGAUCAGGGGUUACUAUCGCACAAAUCCAACGCCUGUAGAACAGACCUUAAAACAGGGACCAAAAGGAUAAGGAGUGCAUUUUCAAUAUGAGAUAACACAAAUCGCUCUAACAUGGAUUGAUACAGUAACAAUGCCUUUAAAUUUUGCUAUAAAAAUAUGUAUCUGUAAAUAGUCCAGAUUGGGUUAGAUUUUGUGUCUAAUGCAUAUGACCUGGUAACUUGACAGCUAUUAUCCUUAUCUGUUGUUUCUUUAUGGAAUUUGGUUUCACACAGUUAUUACACAAGUGCAUAUCAGUCUAUAUGGUACUGUAUAAUAUAUGGGGAAAAAGUCUUACUUUCCAUAUGUAUUACUACAGUAAAUCGAGGUUCCAUUGUGUAACCAAAAUUUUGGUGGCUCUAAAAGCACUUGCUAUCAGUCAUCAACAUUGCUGUUCAGCCUUGCUUGGCUAAAUGCAAUAUUGCAAAGCACCUUAUAGUAGUACCUUCUAGACAAUCUUCUAUCAGCAAAGCAUGGCUGGAAUUUCGCUAGGCAAGCACUGGCUCUUCUUAGGGCUUAGUUAUUUUCAAUCUACAAAGUACUGAUGCGAUUCUCUUAUUAUUUGUGUGUAAUUAGUAAAUCAACCUAAACUAGAGGAUAUAGUUAACACCCUUGCAAACAAGCAGACAUGUUGAAGUUCUAUACUGAAAGAGUAUUUGAAUAUAGGAAAUGGUAUUUUGGCAUUGAAAAGUUUUAACAACUUAGCCUGAUAAAAUGUCAUAAUUUGUAAAUUUGUCCAUUCAAAAUUAAAAUUUAUUUCUUUUACAUUUUUUGAUGCUAGUGUAUAGAUAUUAGAUCCAGUUUCACUUUGCUGGAUUAAAAUGAUUUUGUAUAAAAAACCAUUUGUGUUA